Messenger RNA from Sphaerulina musiva SO2202, 1413 nucleotides. RefSeq lists its product as uncharacterized. The record is from RefSeq and is a predicted model, not a curated record. Bases 375 to 1211 code for a protein of 278 amino acids. Lineage: Eukaryota; Fungi; Ascomycota; Dothideomycetes; Mycosphaerellales; Mycosphaerellaceae. The transcript is spliced from 2 exons.
GGAAGCUACAAGUAUAACCUGAAGCUAUCGACCAGACGCUUGUGCUGCCACGUCGCUCUUACCUCUUACUUGACUGUUGUAGAACCAACUCGCAUCGGACCUCUCGCAUCCAUUCGCGACCCGCGCGUCUGACUACAAAAUCCACCUCAUCAUCGCGACAAGCGCCCGGUCCGUCAUUAUUCGAAACACCUUCGCCCGCCCGACGCGCACUCCCGCCCAAUCAUCCUCCAACCAGCUCCUGCUAUUGGUGGCAUUCACGGUGGUCUCCCCAGCGCUGUUGCAUACAUAGACCACGCGGCCGCCCGAUUGCUGUCCUCAAAACACACAUACACCAACAUCAACAAACGUAGCCAGGACCCUGACCCAUCGCGACAAUGGCUGGCCUCGUAGGAAAAUAUGCGGCGAACAAGUUAUUGAAGAAGCACAUGAAGCAGUAUGAGAACAAGAAGGUCGAGAGCGGGCAGGACCCCUUCUUUGCCUACGUCGAAGACCCGCGCAAACCUGGCAAACUGAAGAAGGUCAAAAAGCAGAUUCCCGCUUACAUUCCCGAACACGAUGCCAUGAUCCUCGCCUCCGUCCGAAAGAGAGCCUACCAACUCGACUGCGGUCUGUUCGAAAUCUUCGGCAUCCGAUUUGGCUGGGAAUCGAUUAUUGGCCUCGUACCUUUUGCAGGAGACGCAAUCGGUGUCGCCCUGGCUCUGCUGGUCGUUAAGAAGUGUAUGAAGGUGGAAGGCGGCCUUGGCCAGGCGCUCCUCAUCCGCAUGAUGAUCAACGUCGCCAUUGACUUCUUGGUCGGCCUUAUCCCUUUCGUGGGUGAUUUGGCAGAUGCGGCUUUCAAGUGCAACACCAAGAAUCUCCGACUCCUCGAGGAACACCUUGAUGGGAAGCAUAAGCCCAGUUCUCUUAAGAGAGACGAGCGCGACUUCGCGGGUGUCGAUAAGCAGACGAGAAUGUCGAACAGAAAGAGUGGCAUUUACAUGCCUAACGAUCCACCACCUGCCACUGCAUUCGACGACAGCGACAUCGAGGAUAAUCUUGGCCGUCAUAAUGGGACAGAAGCUCAGGCUCCUCGUGUACAAGAACCUCUUCCUGCAAUAGUGCCGGAAGACCGACGUGGCGGAGACCGCGGUGGUUGGUUCUCUGGCAGCAAGAGCAAGCGCGAGCAAAGGGAUACAGAACUCCGGCCAGACGUGAGGAGCGAUCGCCGUUAGAAUGGAAUGCUCUUACACAAUCGAAUACUUUGAAAAGUACCACAGCGAGGCGUUGAGGAUUUGAUAGCGACUCGAUACCCUUCUUGUACGGAACAAAUCAUAGCGCACAGCAUGAGUGUCCUGGAGGCAUCAGUCUAGGCGGUCUGAUGGGUUAUUAUAGCAUAAUAUCAUACAUAAUAUGCUAAUCACUUUACCUUACAAC